AACUUCCGGAUGGGCCGCGCGGGGCAUGACGGGAAGAGGGAAAGGAGGCGCCGGGAAGCAUGGAUGCCCACGAGCUGUUUCGGAAGCUGGGCGCCGGCGCCAAGUUUGACGUGAAGCGUUUCCGGGGGGAUGCGGAGCGUUUCAAGGUGAUCAGAACUAAGGAGAAAGAAGCUGACGCAUCAGAAAUUCUGGGAGGUCUUGACUUUUUUGCUAACAAAAAGGCAACUGGUCCUGAUAAUGUUAAAGGGGGAAAUAAGCCUGUUGCAGACCAUGCAGAUGUACAAGAGCAGGCUGAAUCUUACCCUGAGGAAGAAAUAGUGAAAUCCACACCAGGGAAGAAGACAGGAACUGCCAAGAGGAGAAAAGAUAUACAAAGCAAUGAAGGC
Pogona vitticeps (central bearded dragon) is the source of this 386-nucleotide messenger RNA. NCBI's taxonomy places the organism in Eukaryota, Metazoa, Chordata, Lepidosauria, Squamata, Agamidae. The record is from RefSeq and is a predicted model, not a curated record.